AUGUCGUAUCUAAAUGCUACAGUAGAAAAAAUUUGGGAAGCUAUAAUUUUGAUGGAAGAAAUACCGGCACCACCAAAUGUGGGAAAUGAGCCACCACCAGGGGAAAGAAGUAGGGAAUUCCGUGCUUAUCAUCGCUUUCAUGGUCACACAACAAAUAAUUGUAGGGACAUAAAGAAAAUCAUUCUACGAAUGAUAGAUCAAGGGAAGUUGGAUCACUUUUUGAACAUAGAAGACUUCCAUGAUAAUAUCUUGAGUAGAGUUUACGCGAGGGAUAGUAAUGGAAGAGAUAUAUUGAAUCUUGCGAAGAUAUCGCCCUUAAAAGAUUGGCAGAAGCAACUUAUUUCCUUCAAUGCAGAAGAAGUACCUGGAGGUGAAGAAUAUCACGAGAAUCCCUUAGUGGUAAAAUUGGAAAUCGAUCCAAAAGAAAAAACUAAUGCAGAUGAAGAGGAAGAAACAGAUACAUGGGCUAUCAGCAGAAUACUAAUAGAUCCUGGAAGUUCAGUAGAUAUCUUAUUUUAUCAUACAUACAAAACUAUGGGUGGUCUUGAUGAAGAGCUUAUUCCCUCUACUUAUAAGAUAUACGGUUUCAAUGGCACGGCUAAUAAACCGAAGGGAGGAAUAACAAUGUGGAUUCCUUUAAAAAGCAUAUCAUCGGAAAUAACAUUUUGUGUAGUUGAUGUAGAAUCACCUUACAACGCUUUGAUUGGAAGGUCGUGGUUACAUGGUAUUUUAUGGGUGGCUUCUACUUUUCACCAAUGUAUCAAGUUUCCUCUUCCUCAAGGCGUAGGAGCAAUAAGAGGAGCUACAAAUGAAGGAAAAACGUGCCAUGAGAUUGACAUUGACAAAUGUGAAGAGCGCUCAAGCAAGCGAAGAAACUGGAAACAACAAAUAAAAGAAAGUCAGCGUGGUGAAAGGUUGAUGGUAGACGUCGUAAAUAAGGAGAAGGAAAUAAUACAUGAUUCUGCACAAGCGAUAACAAUUGUACAAGAGCAUAGGAGCGAAUUCUAA
Messenger RNA from Papaver somniferum (opium poppy), 1008 nucleotides. RefSeq lists its product as uncharacterized. Lineage: Eukaryota; Viridiplantae; Streptophyta; Magnoliopsida; Ranunculales; Papaveraceae. The record is from RefSeq and is a predicted model, not a curated record. The coding region runs from base 1 to 1008 and encodes 335 amino acids. The transcript is spliced from 2 exons.